AUGUAUUGUCUUCAGUGGUUAAUACCCGUGCUGUUGAUCCCGAAGCCGAUGAACGCCACUUUGGUCCAGAAUCAGGUGAUGUUUGUGGUGCUGUAUCUCAUAGGCUAUGUCUUGGAGCGGAAGCCGUGUACCAUCUGUUCCCUGGUGUUUGCUGUGGCCGUAUUCAUGCUGUGCAUGAGUGGUGUCGGGAACUGUAUCUUCUCGUUCAUACCAUUCAUGCAAACCAAUUGUCACAACAACUACUCGCAGACCACCACUCAAUGCAAUUGA
Oppiella nova is the source of this 270-nucleotide messenger RNA. Lineage: Eukaryota; Metazoa; Arthropoda; Arachnida; Sarcoptiformes; Oppiidae. The record is from the annotation of a GenBank genome assembly.